CUGCCGGCGCGGUCCUUUCGCGGGACGCGCGCAAAUGCGACCUCGUAUAGAGCGGGCUGCUCGUGUGUUUCUUCCUCGUAGCUGCUGGGGCUGGAAUCCUAUACAGCCCUGCGCUAUCAGCGUGAGCAUUAUGCGGUCCUGACCCCUAUAUCGUCCCACUGGACCCGGCGCAGUCUUUUUGCCUACUUAAAUGUGAAUGCGCCCCAGUCCAUUAUACCUUCGAUCCAUAGCCUUCGAAAUGGACAACAAGAUACCCUCUACCCACGCUGUUGAGAUAACCAUGGACGACGAGAAAGCUUCCGUACGCCACCCGCCCCAUAUGACCAGCUGCCACUCUGCUAACGAACCCCAGAUCAAGGCCAACAACCACCUGCAGGUCCCGCCCUGCAACUACCUCAAGGUGCCAAAGGUCGCUUUGACCAUCACCAUCCCGUCGUCUGUUCAACGCCAGAAGACCGUCGAUCUGGAGGCCCAGGAACUAGAGCUUGCCGCAUUCGAGCCCCGCCUCCAAAUGAUCGUCACGGCGCUGAUCAUACUUGGCGUCCUGAUCUCGGCUUGGGUUGCCUACAUGGCCGUCCUUAUUGCCUGUGAUGCUCCACCACACAUCAAGGCCCCUUGA
Molecule: messenger RNA, 619 nt
Organism: Aplosporella prunicola CBS 121167
Lineage: Eukaryota; Fungi; Ascomycota; Dothideomycetes; Botryosphaeriales; Aplosporellaceae
Exons: 1
Coding region: 197-619 (140 amino acids)
Source: RefSeq, a predicted model, not a curated record